UAAAGAUGAAUUAUGGAUCUGGAUCUGUUAAUAUGGAUCAUCAAUGAUCAAUAAUUAGUAUCGGCAGCAAUAGAAUGUGAUCAUGGAUCUAAAAGUUAGAUUUUCUCUCUUCUUUCUUUUGUUCCGUUGCUCCACUAACAUUGAAACUGUAAAUGUUUAUUUUCUCUGAGAGACGUCGUUUGUGUGUUUUCAGGACAUAACUAAGGAGAGGAGUUCUCGGUUCGACACUCUGCGUCACUCUCUGGCCGGGAUGAUCCGAUCUCCUAAAGCCAUGCUGGGCUCCUCCACCUCGUUCUUCGAUGUGAUCCCGACGUCGGGGCGCCCCCUGGCGGAGCAGGAGUGGUACCACGGCGCCAUCCCCCGCACCGAGGCUCAGGAGCUACUACGGCAACAGGGAGACUUCCUGGUGAGGGAGAGUCACGGUAAACCGGGCGAGUACGUCCUGUCGGUGUUUUCUGACGAGCAGCGGAGACACUUCAUCAUCCAGUACGCCGACAGUCAGUACCGUUUCGAGGGGACGGGUUUCUCCACCAUUCCUCAGCUCAUCGAGCAUCAUUUCUCCACCAAACAGGUCAUCACCAAGAAGUCUGCAGUCGUGCUGCUCAACCCCGUCAUUAAGGAUAAGAAAUGGAUCCUGAACCACGAGGACGUGGUGCUGGGGGAGCUGCUGGGAAAGGGUAACUUCGGCGAGGUGUUCAUUGGGACGCUACAGCGCGACAAAACACCAGUGGCUGUUAAAACGUGUAAAGAAGAUUUACCUCCAGAGCUGAAGAUCAGGUUCCUGUCUGAGGCCAGGAUCCUGAAGCAGUACGACCACCCGAACAUCGUGAAGCUGAUUGGUGUGUGUACACAGCGACAGCCGAUCUACAUCGUCAUGGAGCUUGUUCCUGGUGGAGACUUCCUGUCCUUUCUGAGGAAGAAGAAGAAGGAUGAGCUAAAGACGAAGCAGCUCGUUCGCUUCUCUGUCGAUGCUGCUGCCGGUAUGGCGUACCUGGAGAGUAAGAACUGUAUCCACAGGGACCUGGCAGCGAGGAACUGUCUGGUGGGAGAGGGCAGUGUGUUGAAGAUCAGUGACUUUGGGAUGAGUCGUCAGGAGGACGAUGGUAUUUAUUCUUCAUCUGGACUGAAACAGAUUCCCAUCAAAUGGACGGCGCCAGAGGCCCUGAACUACGGUCGUUACAGCUCUGACAGUGACGUGUGGAGUUAUGGGAUCCUGCUGUGGGAGACUUUCAGUCUGGGGGUGUGUCCUUAUCCAGGGAUGACCAAUCAGCAGGCCCGAGAGCAGGUGGAGAAAGGUUACAGGAUGUCCUGUCCUCAGAGUUGCCCUGACGACGUGUACAAAGUGAUGCAGCGCUGCUGGCAGUACAACCCUGAGGAGAGACCCAAGUUCUCUGAUCUGCAGCACGACCUCGCCGCCAUCAAGAAGAAGUGAUGACAUCAUCACACGACCUCGCCGCCAUCAAGAAGAAGUGAUGACAUCAUCACACGACCUCGCCGCCAUCAAGAAGAAGUGAUGACAUCAGCACACGACCUCGCCGCCGUCAAGAAGAAGUGACGACAUCAUCACACGACCUCGCCGCCAUCAAGAAGUGAUGACAUCAUCACACGACCUCGCCGCCAUCAAGAAGAAGUGACGACAUUAUCACACGACCUCGCAGCCAUCAAGAAGUGACGACAUCAUCACACGACCUCGCCGCCAUCAAGAAGAAGUGACGACAUCAUCACACAACCUCGCAGCCAUCAAGGAGUGAUGACAUCAUCACAACCUCAAUGCCAUAAAGUAGUGAUGACAUCAUAACAUAACCUCAAUGCCAUAAAGAAGUGAUGACAUCAUCACACGACCUCGCUGCCAUCAAGAACAGGUGAUGACAUCAGAGACAGCAGAGUGUCGUCAGCAAAGAAAAGUAUGGAGGUGGGCGUGGUCAUUAAGUGGGCGUAACUAUUAAGUGGGCAUGUCUUUUGGUAAAAACAGAAAUGGUUGAGCUGUUUGAGUUCACAAACAUUUAAAAACACAAAUUAAACAUUUACCUGCUGAUGUUUGAACUCGUUAAACUACAGAGAAAAUACUACUAACGUUAGCAUGGGUGUAGCUAGCUAUGUUAGCAUCUGUAAACGCAUUAAAAAUUCUCAGUUGACUGAAAACUUUAAAAAACCUGGUGGUCAAACAGGAAGUCACAUGCAGAAGUUAAGCCUGUUGAAAUGUAGCUAACAGCUUAGCAUGUACUGUAGCAAGGGUUGUUAGCAUGUUACAACAUGUUCUGAUUACGUUUUUAUUCUGUGUGCAUCCACAGUUAUUAACAUUGUAGUAUCGGGUUGUAAGACAAAAAAACAUUGGCUACUUUACAAAAAUGUAUAAACUACAUUUGAUUAGCACGCUAGCAAUAAUGCUAGCUAGGCUGUCACCCUCAGUCACAUGACCCUCAGGUGAUCGUGUUCCCAGACGACUCGUCUCUUUCCUCAGACGUCUUCUUCUCUCUCGUCUUCCUGAGCUCAACAACAAAUCAAACGGCUUCAAUAAAACAAAUCAAUACAAAUCAGACAGGAAGUAAAAUAACUUAUAAACUAAAUGAAACUCGAAAAACGUUUGUUCAUGAAACUAGAUGUUGUUUCAUUCGUCUGAUAGAAACCAGAUUGACGGUCUUUAUUUGUGAGUAAAUCUAUUAAUCGUUUGAUCGUUUCUUAUUUUGAAAAACCACUUGUUUCCUGUGAGUUUGAAAAUGUUCUGCAACUUGUGUGAAAAUACAAAAUACACUAAAAUAAGUAACGAUCCAAGUGCGUCAACAGGUGGCGGUCAAACUUUAAGCCACGCCCCCUUUCACUACAGCAUGAACACUAAAAACGUUUCCACUGCUGAGGACCAAUCAGCUGUGAACACUAAAGAGUUUGUUUCUGUUCUUAUUUAUUAUGUUUUUAUGAUUUUAACGUUUCUCAGAUUCUCUGACGGCUCAACCGUCAAAAAUACUAAAAUAACAAACUGACUUGAAUCUGACGAAGAACUGACCUUUAUUUUGGAAAAAUAAAACAGCUGUCUAUCAUCACGCAGACCACGCCCACUCCGACCAAUUUUUAUUUAUUUUUUUUACAGGAAAUGUUUUUGACCAAUCAGUGAUUUAAUGUAUUUUGUUGACGGCUGAAAA
Anarrhichthys ocellatus (wolf-eel) is the source of this 3137-nucleotide messenger RNA. Its product is annotated as tyrosine-protein kinase Fer-like. Bases 251 to 1432 code for a protein of 393 amino acids. The transcript has 10 exons. Gene Ontology annotation, biological process: protein phosphorylation. Lineage: Eukaryota; Metazoa; Chordata; Actinopteri; Perciformes; Anarhichadidae. The record is from RefSeq and is a predicted model, not a curated record. Gene Ontology annotation, molecular function: protein tyrosine kinase activity; ATP binding.